Messenger RNA from Hypomesus transpacificus, 1564 nucleotides. RefSeq names its product nudix (nucleoside diphosphate linked moiety X)-type motif 18 (gene nudt18). The coding region runs from base 207 to 1172 and encodes 321 amino acids. Lineage: Eukaryota; Metazoa; Chordata; Actinopteri; Osmeriformes; Osmeridae. The transcript is spliced from 4 exons. Gene Ontology annotation, molecular function: 8-oxo-dGDP phosphatase activity; magnesium ion binding; 8-oxo-GDP phosphatase activity. The record is from RefSeq and is a predicted model, not a curated record.
ACUUACCGUAGCUGAACAGCAGGAGGUUCUGUCGUGAUCUGUCAACAAGAAGCAGGAACCUACAGUAAAAGUGAAUUAUCAAACAAGAUGUCCUGACAUAGAUGUUCCUUCUUUGAAGGUUCGUAUUUUAUUUUUGUAUUUAUGAGAACAGUGAGAAUAUUUACAAUGUCUAGGGAAAGGCUUAUCCCGUUGAGACUGUAGCUGACAUGUCGUUGGAUGAAGAAGUGGAGACAAUUCUAAACGGCGAAGGACUGGAAGUGACUGAGUUUGAUUCAGCACCGGAUAAAGUCAAACCUGUCGUGCUGAGAAAGACUGUCACAUACAUAGUGUCCGCCCUUAUCUUCAACUCAAAGAAUGAGGUCCUGGUCGUGCAGGAGGCAAAGCAAGACUGCUUAAAGCAGUGGUACCUCCCAGCCGGAAGGAUGGAGGAAGGGGAGACUAUUGAGGAAGCCAUGAAGAGGGAAGUAAAGGAGGAGGCAGGCUUUGACUGCCAGCCAAUCACCUUGCUCUUGGUUCAGGAACAGGGGCCCCAGUGGAUCAGAUUUGCCUUCCUGGCAGAAAUCACAGGAGGCUCCCUGAAGACCCUGAAGGAGGCGGACGCAGAGUCCCUCCAGGCGGGGUGGUGGGACCAGGAGUCCCCCCUCCCCCUGCGGGGCCAGGACAUCAUGCGUCUCAUCAACGCCGGGCUGAAGUACCGGCAGAAGGCCUGGCACCCCACCGUGCUCCCCAUCGACCUGCCCUGCCACAUGGUGGUCCAGAGGCUGCUGCUGGCCUUCACCAGUCCAGCCAAGGAGCUCUGGCUGCUGGUGAGCUUGGCGGGCUCCAGAGGGCCCCACCUCCCCGUGGCCGUGGCCCUGAAGACCCACACGGUGACCUGGGCAGCCGACGUUAUGGUCCAGGAGGCUAUGCCCUCCUCCUACUACCAGAUGGACAUCGAGACCUGGGGCCUGCUGAGUCUGCAGCACAACGGCCGGGUCCCGGGGAAGACAGACGGGCUCUGCUUCAACCUGCUGGCCUCCUUGCUGCACAGCGAUGGCCCCCCACUGGACCAGCCCCCCCUGGUGGAGAGCCCCCGCUACCAGUGGUACAAGGUGGACAAACCGCCCCUGAAGGACAGGAUCCUAGAGAGGUUGAAGGACGUGUCGCUCCUGCCUGUACACAGUCUGUACUGAUGGAGGACAGAGAGAAUAUGGGUUCUGUUUCCUUCUUAAAGGAUCCUGUGGAUGCAGACUUAUGACAGAUGCAUGGGCUCUAAGACCAUACUGUAUAAGGCCGUGCAUGACUGAAAAGAAGUUGCUUGUUAGUGAGGAAAGGUAUCAGAGGUCAAAGGUUAUCUAAGGCCCCUGUCCAUACUGACAGAGGAGGAGCUUCAGGUAACUGGUCAUGUGAUCCUGCGUCUGUGAUUGGACCUGGCAUAGGGCCUACUGGGAAAGACUACAAAGAAUCUUUGUGAGAUUAUGGAAACAUAAAACAGAAGCUGUUUAAACGUACUGUUUUUUUUAACUUGGAAUGAUUUUAAAUAUUUAAAUGGUUGGAUAAACUGCAAAAUGUAUUAUAAGCAAUC